AAAAUAGCUGAUCUUGGUGUAAGUAAUGAAUUUGAUGGAAAUGAUGCAUUUUUGACAAGUACUGUUGGGACCCCUGCCUUUACACCACCAGAGUGCUUGUCACAGCAACCAGGAGAACCACCCUACUCCGGGAAGGCUGCUGAUAUCUGGUCCCUGGGUGUGACCCUGUACUCCCUGGUCUACGGUAGAGUUCCUUUCUUUGAUAACAAUAUCGUGGCACUGUAUAACAUCAUCAAAACAAAAAAUGUCGAGAUUCCUCCUGGUUCCAUAUCAGCAGAGCUGGAAGAUCUUCUAACAAGGAUGCUACGUAAAGAUCCAAACCAGAGAAUAUCUCUUUUAGAGAUCAAGGAACAUGAUUGGGUGACUGGUUGUGGAGUUUUCCCUAUGCUCAAAGAAGACGAAAACUGUGUUCUUGUUGGUAAUGAAAAUGAUUAUCAGGUGACUGAUAUCGAAGUCCAGAAUAGCGUGAGAUCUAUUCCUAAACUCGACACUCUUAUCUUGGUCAAGGCUAUGUUGAAGCAGCACUCGUUUUCCAACCCGUUCCACAAUAUCAAGGAAAAGUUUCGGAAGCGAGGCCGGUCAAACUCAGCCCCUGGGGACGUUCAUAUCUACCUAGACAGUCAUACUCACACGGUUCGAUUGCCAUCCCUUACAGAAAGUGGUGAAGAUUCAGACAGUGCCUGUGUGACUGGGUCCGAUUAGAGGAGGGAAA
Eurytemora carolleeae is the source of this 712-nucleotide messenger RNA. RefSeq names its product calcium/calmodulin-dependent protein kinase kinase 2-like. Gene Ontology annotation, biological process: positive regulation of protein kinase activity; intracellular signal transduction; protein phosphorylation. NCBI's taxonomy places the organism in Eukaryota, Metazoa, Arthropoda, Copepoda, Calanoida, Temoridae. The record is from RefSeq and is a predicted model, not a curated record. Gene Ontology annotation, cellular component: cytoplasm. Gene Ontology annotation, molecular function: calmodulin binding; ATP binding; calcium/calmodulin-dependent protein kinase activity.